AUGUACUUCCCGACCUCCGCGGCAAGACAGCUCUCAAGUGUGCCGCCGCUCCCGCUGUCCUCCGAGCACGUUUUCGCUAUCGUCCCGAGCCCGCGCAAGACGCUCUUCGCGUCGCUCACCAGAAGUGGUCUCACCCUCUGGCGCGUCCGGCCGUCUGGGGUGCUUGCGCACCUUGAGCGCACCACGACAUCGAUCGCGGAGCACGGAGAGAACCUGAGGUUGCAUUGGUCUCCGGAGGGCCAGAGGAUUAUCGUCCAGAUCGUACCUUGUCCUGGUUACGCUCGAGUACAAUGCGAACGAGCUGCGUACCAAUCGCCGCCGCUCGCGCCGAACGCGGCGCGCCACUUCUUGCCCGGGGCUGGCGAAGCCCUGCCGUUCCAGUCGCUGUGUUUGCGCAUGGAGGGGGUCAUCCGGAUAGACGGGUCGUUGCUCAGCGUUUCUCCGCGAAAAGACUGGAUUGUCUUCUCAACCGCCAACCCGCCUGCAGUGCAGCGAGUGCCAUGGCCAGAUACCAGCGGGGAGGGAGGUUCGAAGGGGGAUUAUGACACCUGGGUCAUGAAUGACGAGGAGUUUCCGUGGCUUGUGGAUGCAGACGUGAGUGUAUGUGAAAUCUCUUUCCACCGGCAAACCGGCUUCGAGACUUGGAUUACCUCCGACGGACGGGCGUACCUGGUACAGCUGGUGGAGGACCACGAAUCCCAACUCGGUGCCCCAAGCGCGUCUGAUGCCAGUGCCGACGAUGAGCGAGUCCAGAUUGGACCUAUUCCCCACACCCGGCAGUCGUCGGAGAGUUCUGAUUCGGCCUCGCCAAUACAGUGGCACGGCACCUGCAUCCACCACGUCGACCCGCCGCGCUGGGUGCAGAAGCGCAAACAGGUCGACCCCGGCGACCUCGCCUCGUACUCUUACACGGAGCCGAAGCGCGCGAUGACCGUCUCGCUCAACCCGAAGUUCUCCAUGCUUGCGAUCGGGACGUACAACGGCGCGGUCGAGUUCGCAAGCUUUCCGUCGCUGGAGGGCAUCGUGCCGACCCCGCAGGUGCUGCAGAUCCCGAACAUGUACGCGCGCGCCGGCACGGGCUCGGUCUGUACAAUGGAGUGGAGCUCGGAUGGGUAUGUGCUGGCUGUCGGCUGGGAGAAGGGGUGGGCGGUCUGGAGCGUAGGUGGGCGGUGCCUUGCCUGGGGAUUCGGCGUGGAGUACGAGGUGGAUGAAGAGCGUUUCCAAGAUGCGUUUAUGUACGGCGUGAGGAGCUUAUUCUGGGCUCCAGGAAACUUUGAGCUCUUUAUGCUCGCCCAAUCAUCUCCGAACAAGCCCGAUGGGCAGAUGUUCGUCUUGCCAUUUGCCAAGAGUGCUACUACGGGACAACAGUCACCAGAUAAUACGCAAUACGGCUUCUUGCAAAUGGACGACCGUGUAUUGGUUUACCGAGGCGCGGACCAACCCGACAUGAGUGUCAUCAACCCUGAAUCGGAUGUCUGGCAGCAUAUCAAGGUUCCCCAAACAUACAUGUCUGCGCACUGGCCUAUCCGAUAUUCAUCACUAAGCACGGAUGGGCGUCUUGUCGCGAUUGCAGGACGAAGGGGACUCGUUCAUUACAGCACUACUUCGGGAAGGUGGAAAAUGUUUGCGGACGAGCGGCAAGAACAAGCUUUCACCGUCAAAGGCGGGCUGCUGUGGUUCCACCACGUUCUUAUUGCUGCUGUAGAGGUUGCUGGGGGAUAUCAGGUUCGCCUGUACUCCCGCGACCUCGAGCUGAGUAACCAGAAUGUCCUGCAUCGAGAGAUGAUGACCUGUCCAAUCGUCAUCCUCUCCCUCGUGGACAACUCAUUACUCGUCUACACAGCGGACAACACGCUUCACCACUACCUCAUCGUGCCCACGGCGGACUCCAUCAGGCUGCAUCUCUGCGGGAGCAUCACAUUCGACGGAGUUAUCGCCGUCCCAAACGCCGUCCGGGCUCUUAGUUGGAUGAUUCCAGCUGCGCAGAAGCAGCUCGGAGAUCCGGCCGAGGACCUAUCAGUGGCCACGGUCCUGAUGAUUGUCGGGGGGAAGUUGGUCCUGCUCCGGCCUCGCAAAUCGGAAGAGGGCGAGGUGCGGUACGACAUGCAGAUACUGGCUGACCGGAUCGAGUUCUGCUGGAUACACCUCCGAGGAAUCGGGACGCUGGAGAACUCGCUGUGGGGCUACGACGGGCAGGGUAUACGCGUCUGGCUAAACGCGCUAGCCAUCGAGGCCGUGCCUCCCCCAGCAGAAGAAGGCGGUAUGGUACUCGAUUAUGUCAAAGAGAGCGUCAAUAUCCCGCUGGACUUCUACCCACUAUCGGUCCUGAUGGACAAGGGUAUCAUCAUUGGGGUGGAAGUCGAGGCAGCGACGAGGACAAGCCUCUCGUUCACUAUGUUCCGACAUGUCACCAGUUCUCACCUUUUCCUCCAUCACAUCUUGCAGUCCCACCUGGAAAAUGCUCAAGGGAAAGAGGCCGUCGUUUUCGCCUCUCACUACCAGCACCUCGUCUACUUCGCACAUGCGUUGGAAGUCCUUCUCCACGCGGUCGUCGAAGAAGAUGCGCAGACCGGGUCCGAGUCCACCCCGGCGGGCACUCCCAAGAAUGGGCUGCUCACGACUUCCAUCGAGUUCCUGGACCACUUCGACGAUGCGCUGGACGUUGUCGUAGGAUGCGCGCGGAAGAUCGAGAUGACGAGGUGGCCGAGGUUGUUCAAUAUUGUCGGAAACCCAAAAAUAUUGUUUGAGUCUUGUCUGUCGUCCGGCCGGCUGAAGACCGCCGGGUCGUACCUCCUCGUCCUCCACGGCCUCGAGCAACUCGAUGGCAUGAACGACGACGCGAACCGGCUGCUACGGAGCGCCGUCGCUGCGCAGGACUGGCAGCUGUGUCGUGACAUCCUGCGCUUCCUGCACUCGAUCGAUGACACUGGCGCCGCUCUCCAGGCCGCGCUCGUCGAGACGCAGAUCGUCUCGCCCGAGGGCUCGCAAUUGGGCCAGCUUCCUCCCGAGUUGAAUGGGAACGGGGUUCAGGUUCAGAACGGCAACGGGAGUGCGCACUGA
Epithele typhae is the source of this 3060-nucleotide messenger RNA. RefSeq names its product RIC1-domain-containing protein. The record is from RefSeq and is a predicted model, not a curated record. Gene Ontology annotation, cellular component: cytosol; Ric1-Rgp1 guanyl-nucleotide exchange factor complex; Golgi membrane. The transcript has 16 exons. Bases 1 to 3060 code for a protein of 1019 amino acids. Gene Ontology annotation, biological process: intracellular protein transport; retrograde transport, endosome to Golgi. NCBI's taxonomy places the organism in Eukaryota, Fungi, Basidiomycota, Agaricomycetes, Polyporales, Epitheliaceae.